This is a messenger RNA of Raphanus sativus (radish), 3624 nucleotides long. RefSeq names its product putative pentatricopeptide repeat-containing protein At3g01580. Gene Ontology annotation, biological process: RNA modification. NCBI's taxonomy places the organism in Eukaryota, Viridiplantae, Streptophyta, Magnoliopsida, Brassicales, Brassicaceae. The record is from RefSeq and is a predicted model, not a curated record. The transcript is spliced from 2 exons. The coding region runs from base 1699 to 3624 and encodes 641 amino acids. Gene Ontology annotation, molecular function: protein binding; RNA binding.
ACGAAAAGAAAUAUUUUGAUCCCUAAUUUUCAGCCACUACUCUCCUAAUUUUUCUGUGAAUGUUAAAGUUAACUGAUCACGAUUGCAAACUGUUUUAUUUUCCUAUAUAAUUUCUUAUCAUGCAAAAACAAUCGAUCUUUCAUCUAUCCUAAUUUUUUCAGUUCUGAUCUCAACCGCCUCUUUCAUUUCUACUUCCUUUUCUUUUGUCUAUACGAAUUUAAAGUUUUUCUUAAAUUCAUUGCCUGAAUUAUUACUUUAAAGUUCAUGAUCAACAAAUUCUUUUAGAUCGAAUAGUGGAAUACAGUUGUCACUGAACCUUUCUCAAAGCAACACUUGGAUUGGCGGUCAAGUUUUAAAUUACACCGGGAAGAGAUUGAUACUGACUGGUAUAAGAAAUAAAAGCUGAUUCAAGAAGAAUAUACGAAAGAUCAGAGAGGACAAGAAUUCUCUACAGUAAACUUGGCGAAGGGUGAAGAUCAGGACUGUUGAAGACGAUAGAAUAUGAAGGUGAUAGAAUAUGAAGGUGAUGCAAACCGUUUGACAAUUAGAAACUGAAAUAUUUAUUUAAUUUAUAGUCUUUGAAAAAUUAGGGCCAUUUAACAUAUUUUGACCACAUAACCAUUUAAAAUCUUCACCAAAAAAAUUAGGACCUUGACUUUUAAUGCUGAAAAUCAUUUUGACCAUUUCAAUGGUGAAUAGUGAAUACGGGUUAGUCAAAAUCAUGUGUUAACUCAAAAACAAUUUUCUAAAAUUAAUUUUGUAAUUUCUGACGUUUUAAUUGGAUAGUUGUAACAUUUAUCUAAACAUUUUAAAAUAAUAUAUUUAGUUAAAACCUUUAAAUUGUCUGGAAGCAUGAACUAAUAAGUCAAUAAACGUUUUUUUAAUAAAGCAAACUAAAUUUGCAAAACUUAGAUCUUAAAAAUUCAACAAACUAUCAAAAGAAAUAAACUAAGGCUUAUUUUGUUUUUUAAAAAAAACUAUGAAAAGGAAACUAUCAAAAGUAGGCUUAUUUUGUUUUCGUGUGAGUUUUUUUUAUAAAUUUAGGUAAUUAACCCUAAAAUGUUACAAAUUGUUAUUUUAAAACUAUAAAUAAAAUAAAACAGUAAAAUUAUUAGAUUCAUUACAUCUGAAUUUAUAUUACGUUAAAUUAAGUAUUUGUUAUUUUCUAUGAAAUAAAUGAAUAAGUGAAUGAAUCAAAAUAAUAAUUUAUUUUAAUUGAAAAUUAUGAUAAAAAAAUUUUUCAUUUGUCCCAAACAUAUCAAAGUAUUUUAGAAGAGCAAAUUGAUCCGUGCAUAGCACGGGAUAAAUACUAGUUUAAUACUAUUUAUUAUGCUUAUCCUUGUUCGUAUUUUAUGAAUACAAACAAAUAAGUAUUUGACCAAUCAGAACGCUACAAAUAAGAGAAAUCAUAUUAACAAGAGUUAGUGGACCUCCUGUAUCGGGCCCAGGCCCAAUAUCUUAUAACAAACAAAUAUAUUGGCGCGCAUGGGUCUUUCUUUUAGCGCUCUUAGCUUCUUCUUCUCUCCCUCUCAUACUGAUUCAUUUGCUCAAUGAAGCAAGCAAUUCCCUAGAAGCGAGAUGAUAGAUGGAAAUUUGCUAGGAAUGUAAGCCUAAUAUCAAUAUCAAUUUCCUGGGAAUUAUAUGCUUUUCUGUUGAAAGUUCUCUUCUUUCGUUUAUGCACGCCACCUGUUCGAAGAAAUGACCAAGAGGAGCUUAUAUCAGUGGAACACUCUUCUUAAGAGUUUAUCCAGAGAUAAACAAUGGCAACAAGUUUUGUCUCAGUUUAGUCUAAUGUUUCUCGGUGAAGAAAAGCCUGAUAACUUCACCAUUCCAGUUGCUCUCAAGGCCUGCGUUGAGUUGCGCCAAGUUAAGUAUGGAGAAAUCAUUCACGGGUUCCUCAACAAGGAUGCUUCCCUUGCGUCUGACCUUUAUGUCAGCUCUGCUCUGAUUGAUAUGUAUGCCAAAUGUGGGAGGAUGACCCAAGCUUUGAGAGUAUUUGACGAGUUGGAGAAUCCUGAUUUAGUCACGUGGUCUUCUAUGGUUUCUGGCUUUGAGAGGAAUGGUUUUCCCUUUGAGGCCGUUGAGCUUUUCAGGAGAAUGGCCAUCUCUUCCCAUGUUUGUCCUGAUCGGGUGACUUUAAUCACCCUAGUUUCUGCAUGUACGAAACUAUCUGAUCCAAAACUUGGGAGGUGUGUGCAUGGUUUUGUGAUGCGGAGAGGAUUUCAAAAGGAUUUGUCUUUAGUGAAUUCUCUACUGAAUUGUUAUGCCAAGUCGAGAGCUUUCAAAGAAGCGCUUCAUUUGUUCAAGAUGAUGGCAGAGAAAGAUGUUAUAUCUUGGAGCACUGUGAUUGCUUGCUACGUUCAAAAUGGAGCUGCUAAUGAAGCACUGCGUGUCUUCAAUGAAAUGAUGGUUAGCGGAACAGAACCUAAUGCAGCUACUAUGCUCAGUGUGUUUCAAGCUUGUGCAGCUUCUCAUGAUCUAGAGCAAGGUAGGAAGAGCCAUGAAUUAGCCACUAGGAAAGGCAUUGAGGCAGAAGUGAAACUCUCCACUGCUCUAGUUGAUAUGUAUAUGAAGUGUUUCUCCCCCGAGGAAGCUUAUGCUGUUUUCUCCAGGAUUCCGAAGAAAGAUGUGGUCUCUUGGGUUGCGUUGAUAAGCGGUUUUACAUUAAAUGGAAUGGUUCACAGAUCAACUGAGGAAUUUUCCAAGAUUCUGCAUGAAAAUAAUACAAGGCCUGAUGCUAUUCUCAUGGUGAAGGUACUUAAGGCAUGUUCGGAUUUGGGCUUUCUCGAACAAGCUGAAUGCUUUCAUAGUUAUGUGAUCAAAUUCGGAUUUGACAGUAACCCGUUUGUCGGAGCCUCCCUUGUUGAGCUUUAUUCGAGAUGUGGGAGUCUAGGCAGUGCUUGUAAAGUGUUCAAUGAGAUAACUUUAAAGGACACCGUGGUUUGGACCUCUUUGAUCACUGGUUAUGGAAUACAUGGGAAGGGCAAUAAAGCACUGGAGACGUUUGAUCAAAUGGUCAAGAGCUCAGAAGUUGAGCCUAAUGAAGUGACAUUUCUCUCAGUCUUGUCUGCUUGUAGUCACUCAGGUUUGAUUCACGAAGGAUUGAAAAUAUUUGAGUUGAUGGUGAGUCAGUACGGACUUGUUCCCAACUUAGAACACUAUGCUGUAUUGGUUGAUCUUCUUGGUCGUGCAGGAGAACUAGACACUGCCAUCGAAAUCACAAAGCGGAUGCCUUUUUCACCAACACCUCAAAUCUUGGGUGCUCUCUUAGGCGCGUGUAGGAUUCAUCAGAAUGGUGAGAUGGCAGAAACUGUUGCAAAGAAGCUGUUUGAACGGGAAUCUAAUCAUGCUGGUUAUUACAUGUUGAUGUCGAAUAUGUAUGGGGUUAAGGGAGAAUGGGAAAAUGUGGAAAAGUUGAGAAAUGCAGUGAGGAACAGAGGAAUUAAAAAAGGAUUGGCAGAGAGUUUGGUUCAGAUAAAAAGAAAGGUCCAUAGAUUUGUGGUUGAUGAUAAUAUGCAUCCUGAGAAUGACCCGGUUUAUGGAUUGGUAAAGGAGCUGGAUUUGCAUAUGAAACAGGACUUGGAGGAUUCUGCGUAUUUUGAAACUGAGGGAGGCAGCUUGUGA